Penicillium malachiteum is the source of this 669-nucleotide messenger RNA. Its product is annotated as YbhB/YbcL family Raf kinase inhibitor-like protein. Lineage: Eukaryota; Fungi; Ascomycota; Eurotiomycetes; Eurotiales; Aspergillaceae. The transcript has a single exon. The record is from RefSeq and is a predicted model, not a curated record. Bases 1 to 669 code for a protein of 222 amino acids.
AUGUCUACUCUCGAGUACCACGCUCUGAUGUUCGCUAUCGAUUACACGGCCUGGUAUCUGGGCCGACUGUUCUACCGUAUUCGUGGCCAUGACUCGCGUCAGUUCAUCUACUGCCCCGCCUUCAAGGACAUUCCGAAGCCCAACAUGACCCUGGAAUGUGAGGAAUGUGGCCCCUCCGGCUCCAAGCUUCUACUUCACCACACCAGCCUUGCUGAAGAUGGCAUCGGUUCCAUUCCCGACUUGAAGUGGACUCCUCCCCAGGCUACUGAGCCAGUCAAGGAAUACGUCUUGAUCUGCGAGGAUAUCGAUCUCCCAAUUCCUUUCCUUGUCGUCCACCACGGCCUCUUCUGGGGCAUUGACGCCACCAAGCACAACCGCGUCACUUCUACGCAGAUCUCUGUUCCUAAGAACAGCCCUCGCUGGAAGACCAGCUCGUCCUGGAAUUACGUUCCCAACCUUCGUCGUACUGCUUACGUUGGCGCCAACCCUGUUCUCGGCCAUGGUGCACACCGUUAUGUCUUCACUAUCGUCGCCCUCAAGGAAGCCUUGCAGUUUGAUAAGCCCGCCAAGGUCACCAAGUCCGACAUCAAGAAAGCGAUCGCUGGCAAGGUCGUGGGAUGGGGUCAGUGGACCGGGGAGUUCGAGAAGCCUUGGACUUGGUCCCAGUAA